Molecule: messenger RNA, 3570 nt
Organism: Spinacia oleracea (spinach)
Lineage: Eukaryota; Viridiplantae; Streptophyta; Magnoliopsida; Caryophyllales; Amaranthaceae
Product: pentatricopeptide repeat-containing protein At5g50990
Exons: 4
Coding region: 225-1844 (539 amino acids)
Biological process (GO): RNA modification
Molecular function (GO): zinc ion binding; protein binding; RNA binding
Source: RefSeq, a predicted model, not a curated record
UAUGUUUGGCCUUUUGUAGAAAAAAUAACAACCCGAUUGGAGGAAAACAAUAUUCUGGUUGACGAGGCUUUCCCUAUUUUUACACUUUAGCAUCUUCUUCGCAGAAACAGAAGUGAUUGCUCAAGCCUCAAGGUGCUCAAGUAAGGUAACUUUUUUUAAGUAUAGUUUUGGUGUUGGCUGCCUUAAGUUCUUUAGAAGUUGGAGCAAGGUUAGAGGAAGGGACGAUGCGCACGGUACACCGGAAGAUGAAGAUGUGUAUCUCUCUCCUCCAUUUUCGUCGCUUUUAUUCCAAUUUUCCACCCCUUUCUACCGCUCCCACUGGGACAGAUUUCCAAAUGCUUAAAUGUGUUCUUGAUGACUGUAAGAACUCAUCAGAUUCAAAAGAGGUACUCAAAACCCAUGCUAAGAUUGUCAAAUUAGGAUUUGGCAUGGAUUAUUCGGUCGUUUCUCGUCUGUUGUUGACUUAUAUUGAUUUUGAGAAGCUUGAUUUUGUCUGCCGCCUUCUAGAUGAAACCCCGUGUUGGAAUGUGGAUUUGUUUACUGGCAAUAUAAUGAUUUCAAGGUUUAUGAAGAAUGGCUAUGUUGAGGCUGCUAAAAGGGUGUUUCUUAACAUGCCUUCUAAAGAUGUCGUCUCAUGGAAUUCUAUGAUUGGUGGAUGUGUAAAGAAUUCUCGAUAUGAGGAGGCAUUAAGAUGGUUUAAAGAUAUGUGCUUAUUGGAUAUUGAGCCAGAUGAGUUCACAUUUUCUUCUGUUAUUGCUGGGUGUGCACGGCUUGGAGUCCUUGAUCAUGCUUUGUGGAUACAUGGUCUCUUAGCUGAGAAGGAAAUUGCAUUGAAUGGCAUUUUGCUAUCAGCAAUUAUAGACAUGUAUUCAAAAUGUGGAAAAAUUGAAAUAGCGAAAGAAAUUUUUGAUGGCUACCGUGGCAGCAGUGUGUCUGUUUGGAAUUCGAUGAUUACUGGCCUAGCAGUUCACGGACUUGUCACUGAUGCUAUUUCAGUAUUUUCUCGAAUGCAGGAGGGACAUAUUUGUCCAGAUAGUAUAACGUUUCUUGGGAUUUUAACUGCGUGCAGUCAUUGUGGUUUGGUUGAGCUGGGACAGAAAUAUUUUGACAUUAUGAGGAUAAAAUACUCUAUUGAGCCAGAAAUUGAGCAUUAUGGGGCCAUGGUUGAUCUUUUAGGUCGUGCUGGGAAACUAGAUGAAGCUUAUGCCACCAUCAAAGCAAUGCCAAUACUCCCUGAUGUGUUGACAUGGAAGGCACUUCUCAGUGCCUGUAGAACUUACAGAAAUGCAUCGUUAGGUGAAAUUGCUAUUACAAAUAUAUCAUCACUUGAUGGUGGUGAUUAUGUCUUGCUAUCAAACACAUAUUGUUCUUUAAACAAGUGGAGUAGCUCUGCAAACAUGAGAGAGACCAUGAAAAGGGAGGGAAUCCACAAGGAUCAUGGCAAAAGUUGGAUUGAAUUGGCGGGGGUCAUACACCAUUUUAAGGCAGGUAAUCAGGCUCACCCUGAAAUGGAGGCGGUAUACAGGAUUCUGAAACAAUUAAUUAAAAGAGUCAAGUUAGAGGGUUAUGUUCCUGCAACUGAUUUGGUUUUGAUGGAUGUUUCAGAGGAGGAAAAGGAGGAGAAUUUGAAUUUCCAUUGUGAAAAGUUGGCAUUGGCUUUUGGAAUUCUUAAAACUAGUCCAAGAACAGAAAUUCGAAUUUCAAAGAACUUAAGAACUUGCUACGAUUGUCAUUCUUGGCUUAAAAUAGUCUCAAGGAUUUUGACAAGGGUGAUCAUUGUCAGGGAUCGUGUCCGUUUUCAUAAGUUUGAAGCUGGUUCUUGUUCUUGUGGGGACUACUGGUGAGUGCUGAACAAGUUCUAAGUUUCAACGCAUGAAAUGUCCUUGAUAUACAAGGCUGUUUCUUAGAAGAGAUACAAAAAGUGGAUCUGUUGGCUGAUGAACCAGCUAAAGUUAGAGGGAGGAAAGUGGAUAAAAUGUCAAGUUGUUUUGCUUGAAGUUUGGAUAUGAAGAUAUUGUAUUAGUUGAUCUUACACAUUUACAGCUGCCGUAUAACUCCUCAUCAAGAUUGGUGCCAUAAAUUGCAAUUUGGAUUUGUGUUUUUCUAAAGAUGUGACCAGGAUUUUCUUCCCAGAAGCUCUGUUGCUUUGGUGCACAAUUUUCUUCUACAUUCCUUUCAUUGAAUGAAAUCUAUUGGUUUUACAAAGUUCUUUGUUGUCCUUCCUUACAUAGAAGGAACAUCGAACUAGGAUUCGACCCAUAUCUCUAUGGGUUACUAGGUUGCGCCUUAUGAGGCUGGUUUCUUAAGGGUUCUGUGCUGAUGCUCCAUAUCAAUUUCUUGGCGUUCACGGAUGUCAAUCCUGAUCAAAUGAAUUUCCCUACCUCCACAAUUUCCUCGCUUCGGUACUUUGUUGGGCCACCAAUAUCCUGAAAGGUUGUCAUCUUUUUGGUUAAGGUAUACGCUGGUAGCCUUGGUAAAGUUUUCAAGCUGAGAUAUUGGUAUAGAAGGAUUUAAUUCUCAGUUCUUUGUCAAGGUUGAUGAAAUGUCGAAGCCAAUCUCUGUUUUAUAAAUUUAAUGAAUCUCUUUAGGAGUAACUAUACUGAAAUACUCAAUAGUAAAAGAAGGGGUUGGAUUUCAGCUACUUGUUCUGCGUAGGGUUGCAGUUUAAAGUGGCUCUUAAUGAAUCAUAUACCUGAUGAUAAAUGGACUUUAUGAACAUGAAUUUUUUUCAUUUACGAGGUCACCUGAGUCCCACGUUCGAGUGGAAUUGAUUGAGGACGCCAACGGUCUAAGAACCAAUUGACUUUCAUCCUUUCUGGUGAUGUUAGACCACGAGCCUGUCAUGUAGCUGUAUGACGGGUAUCAAUGUAUCAUCACAGUAUCACCGAAAGCUUAUUAAAUUGUUAUUACAUAAUUCAACAGCUAUGAAGAAUACCCGGUUGAUUCUGCCUACAUCUCCAGAGAAAUAAUAUUCACGUGCCAGUGCUCCAAGGAAAUAAACAUGGUGGUGGGAUCACAUUGCCUUUUUUUUCCUAAUGCUUCUUCCUGAUGUGCAUGGUGCACCUGCCUGGCUUUCUCGUGCUAAUUAUUACCCGGCAUCUUCAAUGGGUCUGUGGUAGUUUGCCUUCCUGUAUGUCAGAGAGCUGGCUCUCAAUGUGUCUUUUAGCAAGGUUGAUCUAAGGUGUCAGUUCUGCAUAAAUAGUUGAACACUAUCUACAGUGACUAUGAUAAACAAGUUAACAGACGGGAUCAUGCCAUGUACAUCAUACAGUCAUUGGUAUUUCAUAAUUCAACGUUAGUUACAUAGAAUAUAGUGAAUUCUGCCUGCCAAUUCAGAGAAGACGCACUUGUCCAGGGAUUGUCAAGGGGAGUGAUCAUGGUGGUAGAAUCACACAGUUUUUUAGACGAUUGUGGUUCUUGAAGGAUGUCCUCCUGGCUUUGUGAGCUAUAUAGUAUCUUCAGGCAUCUUGAAUGGGCACUAUUGAAAAUUUGCCUCCAUAUAUAUCUGGGAGUUGGCUCUCAUCAAUGUCUUGUAGCAUGGUUGAUUUCAGCUGUUUCUUCUCCACAAAU